This is a messenger RNA of Phyllostomus discolor (pale spear-nosed bat), 4199 nucleotides long. It is a transcript of the gene TBL2, whose product is annotated as transducin beta like 2. Gene Ontology annotation, cellular component: endoplasmic reticulum. The transcript is spliced from 7 exons. The record is from RefSeq and is a predicted model, not a curated record. Gene Ontology annotation, biological process: endoplasmic reticulum unfolded protein response. Gene Ontology annotation, molecular function: protein binding. Bases 72 to 1412 code for a protein of 446 amino acids. NCBI's taxonomy places the organism in Eukaryota, Metazoa, Chordata, Mammalia, Chiroptera, Phyllostomidae.
CGUGCGUCUCCCCGCCAAGACGUGCUGGCGCCUGCGUAGCCUGAGGCUGAGGUGGCAGCCGCCAAGCCAACAUGGAACUGCCGCAGAUGCCGGAGCUGAUGGGUCUGUCGCUGUUGCUCGGGCUGCUGGCCCUGAUGGCGACGGCGGCAGUAGCGCGAGGGUGGCUACGCGCAGAGGAGGAGAUUAGCAGCCGGUCCGCCGGCCAAAAAGCAAAUGGAUUUCCACUUGACAAGUCCUCGAAAUCGAAGAAGCAGAAACAGCAACAGCGUAUUCGCAAGGAGAAGCCUCAGCAACACAACUUCACCCACCGCCUCCUAGCUGCGGCCCUGAAGAGCCACAGUGGGAACAUAUCUUGCAUGGACUUUAGCAGCAAUGGCAAAUACCUGGCCACCUGUGCAGAUGAUCGAACCGUCCGCAUCUGGAGCACAAAGGACUUUCCGCAGCGGGAGCACCGCAGCAUGAGAGCCAAUGUGGAGUUGGACCAUGCCACGCUGGUGCGCUUCAGCCCUGACUGCAGAGCCUUCCUUGUCUGGCUGGCCAAUGGAGAAACCCUCCGUGUCUUCAAGAUGAGCAAGCGAGAGGAUGGCGGAUAUACCUUCACAGCCACCCCAGAGGACUUUCCUAAAAAGCACAAGGCACCUGUCAUCAACAUUGGCAUUGCUGAUACUGGAAAGUUCAUCAUGACUGCUUCCAGUGACACGAUUAUCCUCAUUUGGAAUCUGAAAGGUCAGGUGUUAUCUACCAUUAACACCAACCAGAUGAACAAUACACAUGCUGCUAUAUCUCCUUGUAGCAGGUUUGUGGCCUCAUGUGGCUUUACCCCAGAUGUCAAAGUUUGGGAGGUCUGCUUUGGGAAAAAAGGUGAAUUCCAAGAGGUUGUACGAGCCUUUGAACUGAAGGGCCACUCGGCAGCUGUCCACUUCUUUGCCUUCUCCAAUGACUCCCGAAGGAUGGCCUCUGUCUCCAAGGAUGGUACAUGGAAACUGUGGGACACAGAUGUGGAAUACAAGAAGCAGCAGGACCCCUACUUGCUGAGGACAGGUCGCUUCGAAGAGGCAAGCAGCAUGCCAUGCCGCCUGGCACUCUCCCCUGACGCCCAGGUGUUGGCCUUGGCCAGUGGCAGCAGUAUUCAUCUCUACAACACCCGGAGGGGUGAGAAGGAGGAGUGCUUUGAGCAGGUCCAUGGGGAGUAUAUCACUGACUUGUCCUUUGACAUCACUGGCCGGCUUCUGGCCUCCUGUGGGGACCGGGCAGUGCGGCUGUUUCAUAACACCCCUGGCCACCGGGCAGUGGUAGAGGAAAUGCAGGGCCUCCUGAAGCGGGCCUCCAAUGAGAGCACCCGCCAGAGGCUGCAACAGCAGCUGACCCAGGCCCAGGAAGCCCUGAAGAGCCUGGGUGCCUUGAAGAAAUGACUGUAAGAGGGUGCAGCAGGAAGGAUCUGGCCUGCUGCUGCCACCACUGCUGCUACUUUCCUUCCCAGGUACUCCCCAACUGGAAACCUUUUGAAAGGAGUAUCCUGAUUUUUUUUAACGGUGACCCCUCCUUUUUUCCAUUGAAUCUGUUCUUACCUACUUAGGUCUUUUGCUUCUUGCUGGUUGUGACUCCUGGCCGGCCUUGACCUCCCAGGGUGUUUUUUUCCUGGACCCAAAGGUUGGAAUCUGUCUUCACUGGGCACUGAGGAGAGUGGUAAAUAGAGGAGUUGGGGAACAUGGUCUUUGACCUUGUGGCAGCACACCCUGAUACCCAGAGAAGUUUAAAUCGUGGAGGCAAAAUCUAAAGAAUGCUCAAGUAUUAACCAGCAGUGUUGCAGGGGUGGGAGAUUGGGAUAUCUUACAAAUACAUAACUGUGGUAUGGGUGAGGAAAAGGCUAGUCUGAAUCCGGGUAGAGUAGAUAACACUAUUAAAAAGUAAGGGAUUUCAUUCUGUGCCUCAGUUUUCUUAUUUGUAAAAUGAAGAAUCUUCUUUUGACUUCCUCACAAAGGUGUUUUAGGGAUAUGAGAGUAAAAAGUCCCUAGAUUUGAAAGAAAAGUAGAAAAGAGUAGUAAUACAUGUUAUCUGUUAUCCAAUAUCAUUUGUUGACUACUGGGUAAAAGAGGGCCUCGAACACUAGUCUAAAACUAAAUUAGAAAGGAAAAAACACAUUUGUUGGGAAGGUAAAGUUUCUGGGAUCAUACAUUUCAUAUCUGGUACUGCUUUUAGUUGUGUGGAGGAAUCAGAAUCCCACAAUGAAGUCUUCUCUUUCAGGAAGUUAUAUCCUGUUGGAGGGGACUCCUUUUUAGUCCAUUAAGCAUUUGAGUACCCAGCCUGCCCAGCACAGCUCAAGGCAAGACAUCUCUGCCAUCAAAGAUGGCUGGUAGGAGAGUGGGACACUUGUCUAUUAAGUACUUAAUAUUUACUAUUAAGUACUUUUUGUUAGUUGAUUCAUAGCUGUAGAAGGCUCUUAUAAAAGUCAAAGUAAGAGGAUUGAACCAGGACAGAGGCAGUGGAGAUGAAGAUGAAAUUGAAGGGAUAGAUUUGAUAAGAGAUUAGGUAUUUAGAAGUUUGACUGUUUGGAUUGGAGGGUGGUUUGGAUGUGGGAGGUAAAGGAAAUGAGGAAUCUAGGAAGACUUGAGUCUAGGUAAAAUUUAUUCAUCCAAAAUCAGAUUCUUGUUUCCUUUCUUUAAAACGGGGACCUCCCUUAUUCACCCCAAGUUCACACAUAAAUGUUUGAACAAGCCACAGCCUUAGAGUUAUCCUUAAUUAUUCCCUUUGGUUACUCCCUCUGCCCCAUUACUCUUACUAUCAUCCACUCCACCAAAAAAUUUUGCUUACGCUCCAGAUUGUAUUAUAUCCUGAAUUUGCUGCUUCUCUCCAUUUUUUCUGUUAUCAUCCUAGUCCUAGCCACUGUCUUCUGGGUAAUCUGGUCUCCUUGCUUCUUUUCUUGCUUCAUUAAAUCACUUUCACAUAGCAGAGUGAUCUUCUGAAAAUGUAUACAAGAUCACAUUGCUCCCCAGUUAAAACCCUCCAAAGGCUUCCCAUCACACUUGGAAUAAAAUCCAAAAUGCUCACCGUUGCCCACAGGGUCAUAAGUAAUCUGGCUUCUUCCUUGUGUGUUCUUUUUACCACUCCCAACCACCCCAACCUUGCUGUUCCUCAGCCAAGCCAAGUUACUCCCAGCCUCAAGGGGAACUUCUGCCUAUGCCCUUCCCUCUGCUUGGAAGCAGUUUUCUUUUCUAUUGGCUGAGUUGUCAUGCUUGUCACAAUUCAGGACUCAGUUUCAGUUAACACUUCAGAGAGAUGGUCCCUAACCACCCAAUCUGAAGUAGCCCUUUCCACCAAUCACAUCACAUCCAUCAUAUUACUGCAUUUUAUUUAUUUUAUAUUUCAUAGUGCUAUCCAAAAUUAUAUUGUUUGGAUAUGUUUGCUUCAGGGGUUUCAGUGUAAAUGCUUAUGGAUGUCAAGUGGAUAACGUAAAUGCACGAAUUGGGUAUCUUCUGGGUGUAAGAUGGUAGGGACUGAAGUGAUCUCUAGAGGGCAUGUGUCCUGGGUAAGGGGCAGGGUUGGCUGCUACUUCUUAUUCAGGAAUCCAACAGAAGUUGCCAGUUUCAGAGAAGCUGGAAGUUGGCAGUUUGUUUAUAAAAAGAAAAAAAAUUAAGCACUGUGUGGACGAAACAAAACACUAGUGUGGGCCAGAGGCAGCCCACCAGUUCUCUUAACUGGCAGCUUCUGGAUUGUUCAUUAACCCACUGGAAUGUGAGCUCCACAAAGGCAGAAUCCCUGUCUUUCUGAUUUGCUGUAUCCCAAGCACCAUACCUGGGACAGAAAAAGCCCCCAAGAAAUGAACUCAAACCAGUGCAUUUGACAGGAAGUUCAGUACCCUCUAUGAAUAUCUUCCCACUCUUGCUUUCCACUGUGGUUUUAUGUUCCUAAUAACAGAUUUCAGAUUGGUAAUGCUAUGCACAUGGGUCCUGGUGAAUAUUAGCUUUCUGAUUGCCAGAAGAAGGAGACUAAAACUCCCCCUUGCAUAUCUGCUUGGCAUUGGCAUUCCUCAUUGUGAAGUGUUGAGUUACUGAAGUCAGAAGUCUUCAGUUUUGGUUUCAGCUGGAUCACAGACUGACUUAAGAUCUUGAGCGAUAGACCACUGACUACUCUGAGUUUGUUUCCUUAUAUGUAAAAUGGGAAUAAAUCCUGUCCCUGUGUUUCUGAUGAGCCAAGUGAAA